Oreochromis aureus is the source of this 1287-nucleotide messenger RNA. RefSeq names its product interleukin-2 receptor subunit beta-like. The transcript is spliced from 7 exons. Gene Ontology annotation, cellular component: external side of plasma membrane; membrane. NCBI's taxonomy places the organism in Eukaryota, Metazoa, Chordata, Actinopteri, Cichliformes, Cichlidae. Bases 228 to 962 code for a protein of 244 amino acids. The record is from RefSeq and is a predicted model, not a curated record. Gene Ontology annotation, biological process: immunoglobulin mediated immune response; cytokine-mediated signaling pathway. Gene Ontology annotation, molecular function: protein binding; cytokine receptor activity.
UCGGGUGGUUCAGGUGAUACGCAAAGAUGUCCCAUGAUGCUCUUUGACAGUAUAUCAGAUGGAAUCAAAUCAGCAGUUGCGAGCAGAUCAGUCGCAGGUCAACCAGCAGGAGAAUCAAGAAGCAGUCAGUACUGAAGUGAGUACAAUCCUUCAACUCUUUGAGUGACUAAACUUUGGAAACAAACCAUCCCAGCGGUCUCUAAGGAAGAAAACUGACUACUUGAAGUAUGGAGAGAAAUAAGAAAACCCUUUCCUUGUUUAUUCUGCUGCUACUGCUACUGGUCUGCAAAAAUGAGGAGUGUCCCCGCCUUCCAAAGAAUCUCACUUGCUACACUGACUACAAUAGAAACAUCACAUGUUUGUGGAAAAGCAAAUACGUGUCUGAUGACACUGCAUGCACGAUAGAUGCUCACUAUAAAUCUCGACGCCUUUCUUACAGCGCUUCCUGUCACCUAAAGCCUGUUGAUGUCUCCAGACCAGCCCGGAAGAAGUGCUCCCUGAUCUUUAAAAUUGAAUACACUUUUCUGUCUUUCCAUGAGUUGUCCCUUAAUCUGAACUGCAACCAAAUGAAGAGUGGAAUUACUUCCUUCAAGCCAUCCUGUCGUAUAAAGGUGAAUCCUCCUGCGGAGCCAAAAGUCAACUUCACCUCUGUUUCCUGGUUGUCCCAAGUCCACAAACAUGAAAGGAUCAGUUCAUACAGAAGUGUAGUGCAGUGGAAGAAGCAGGAUCAGUCAUGGAGUGAUCCUGCUGUGCACAAAAAACGUGGCAUUCAAUGUGGACAGGAGUGCAAGGCAGAGCUGGAGCCAGAUUUGCUGAUACAAGGCGAGAGGUACGAGGCACGCGUUCGUGUGCGGUCUAUUUUUCAGCACCGCAAGGGAGCCUGGAGUGACUGGAGCCCCACUGCAUCAUGGGAGUCACUGGUUGGAAGAAUAAAAAAAAGUAACCAUGUGGAAUUGCUAUAAAUUUUCACAGCACACAUUGCAACCUGUACCCAGAUAUUUAAAAUCACAGAUGUACGGGAUGUAUGUAAAACUUAGGUUUUUGGUAGCACUUAAUAAUAAUGUCACAAUGUUAAGAAUUAUUAAUGUUUCAGUAAGGUAUUAGCAAGUGUUUAAUUCAUACUAACAGUGAGUUACUAUCAGUGAUAGCUGUACAUGGUGUAGCAAUAACAGAUGUAUAAAUAUAUCUGUAUUUAAAAAUGACAUACUGAGGAGGAGUAAUUGUAUAUAAAACAUGAAUUACACACUGUUAGGUUCAUUUUUGAGAGAGAGAAGACAAACAUGCUCA